GGGGGCGGAAGUGCUCUUCGGCUCAUGGAAGCUGUCAACACGUGUGUUUUGUGUAUGUAAAGUUGAUGUGUUGACCGCGGUACCAUGGCUAGCUCCUCGUCUGAUGAACUUACAUCAGAUAGCGAACUGGAUGAAAUAUUUGAAUCAGCUUGGAGCAAAACAAGCGUGUCACUGUCUCCAGAAAAGAUAACAAAUAAAGGAGACAUAGAUCAAACUGAUGGAAGUAAUUCGGACUCAGAAUCCGAUUCGAAUGAUCAAGUUCCUUUCGUUAUAGACAAGACACCCAUACGGAAACACCCGAGUACAUCUGAAGUCAAGGAAUCCAGUGUUUUAAAUACUGACUCACAUAAUCGCAGUGACAAUUCUGAAUUAGGGGAAGGGAGCGAUGAAGUGUCGUCUUUUUUCGUUAUAGAUAAAACGCCAUCUGCUGAGGAUGCCAGUACGUCUGGUUCGAGAACCAUUAUAGAAGAUUGCAGUGAAGAUGGCGAAAGUCUACACAGGGAGAAAAGAAAAAGUACAAAACAUAAAAAUAAAUAUGACAGAAGAAAACUCGACAAAAGCCGCAGCAUGGAACUAUCAUCUUCUUUGCAAGUCAAGUCGGACCCUUCAGAUAUUUAUAUAAACUUUCACUCCGUUCAUGCUCCGCAACCAAAAUACAAAGCUCCAACUGAACGUGUUAGUAAAGAACUUCAAGAGAUAAUGGCCAAGAGUGUGAUCACACCAGACUUUGAAAAGAAAGAAAGCAUUCCUUCCCAUGAGGAAGGAUUUAGAAGAAAGCAGAAAGAAAGAAAGAAAGCACGAGAACAGACCAAGGGGCGAGGAUGGUACAACAUGCCGAUAGGUGAGCUGACAGAAGAGAAGAAGAAUGACCUCAUUGCCCUGAAAAUGAGGCGAGCCCUUGACCCCAAGAGGUUUUACAAAGGAGAUGACAUCAAGGGAUUGCCCAAGUAUUUCCAGUUUGGCACCGUGGUUGAGGAUCCAAGUGAGUUCUACAGCUCUCGCAUCACGAAGAAGCAGCAGAAGACGUCCAUUGUUGAGGAGCUGAUGGCGGAUGCCGAGUUCAGAAAAUUUAAUAAAAGGAAAUAUGCUGAGGUUCAAGAGCUCAAGGCAAAAGGGCUUGGGCCAUAUAAGGGCAUCCGGACUACGAAAAUAAAGAGGAAGAAGAGGAAGUGAAAGCUACAGUGACAUUAUUCGGGCAAAUAUUCGACUUGUGAAAGAGGAAAUAUAUGUAAAUAUAUACUGAACUGGUUGUUGUAACAAAGAGACCCAUAGAAGAGCAAAUAAAUAUGAAAGGAUG
Molecule: messenger RNA, 1297 nt
Organism: Haliotis rubra (blacklip abalone)
Lineage: Eukaryota; Metazoa; Mollusca; Gastropoda; Lepetellida; Haliotidae
Product: deoxynucleotidyltransferase terminal-interacting protein 2-like
Exons: 6
Coding region: 85-1173 (362 amino acids)
Biological process (GO): RNA processing
Cellular component (GO): nucleolus
Molecular function (GO): RNA binding
Source: RefSeq, a predicted model, not a curated record